Nanorana parkeri is the source of this 1124-nucleotide messenger RNA. It is a transcript of the gene SRD5A3, whose product is annotated as steroid 5 alpha-reductase 3. Lineage: Eukaryota; Metazoa; Chordata; Amphibia; Anura; Dicroglossidae. Gene Ontology annotation, cellular component: endoplasmic reticulum. Gene Ontology annotation, biological process: polyprenol catabolic process; dolichol-linked oligosaccharide biosynthetic process. Gene Ontology annotation, molecular function: 3-oxo-5-alpha-steroid 4-dehydrogenase activity. The transcript is spliced from 5 exons. The coding region runs from base 115 to 1065 and encodes 316 amino acids. The record is from RefSeq and is a predicted model, not a curated record.
UAUAUGGAAGUUUCCUGACCAAUAAAGGGACGUUGUUUCUAUAUACACAUGCUGUCAUAGGAUGAGGCGCAGGAAGGGUGUGUGUCAAUAAAGCUAGGUGUCAGUCAGGCGGCCAUGCUGCUCCUCCCAGGCACAGAGUUGAGUGUCAUUGCCGUCUUCUGGCUCCUGUUAGAUGUCGCCUUCCUUGUGUCUCUGUUCCUCCAUGUGCUGGGAGAGUGUGGCCGGCGGGGCUCCACACUGUGCGCCAUCUUCCAGGAUCUCAUCCGCUAUGGGAAGACUAAGAUCGGACAGGGGCGCCCAGCGUGGCUGCACUGCUUCGAUCUGCCUAAGAGGUGGUUCUCGCACUUCUAUUAUCUCUCCGUUUUCUGGAAUGGGACGCUGCUUUGGUUAGUUAUUCAGUCACAGAUGUUUGGUAUAGAAAUACCCCAGUGGCUGCAGUCAUUGAUUAAUUUCUUCAACAGGGAGCCACUACAAAAGGUAUCAGGUGGAGAGGUUUCCACUCUACUGGCUCUAUCCUUAAUAUGGUUGCACAGCCUGAGAAGACUAGCAGAGUGUCUGUAUGUCAGCAUCUAUUCCAAUGGAGUUAUUCACGUGGCUCAGUAUUGUCUUGGCAUUGGCUACUACUUUCUUAUCGGGAUAACGCUGCUUGAUCACGCCAAGUUAGAACCAAAGAAAGUCACUGUUACAGACCUUGCUUUGCAAAUUCAUUGGUACCAUAUCAUUGGGACAGUAUUGUACAUCUGGGCAUCAAUACAUCAGCACAGAUGUCAUGUCAUUCUUGCCAGUCUGAGGAAAAAUACAUCUGGAAAAGUUGUAACCAUGAACCAUAUUGUACCCAGUGGAGACUGGUUUGAGAGGGUGUCUUGUCCACAUUACUUUGCGGAGUUGCUGAUUUAUAUAUCCAUCUCUGUACUGUUUGGAUUGGGUCAUACAACAUGGUGGCUGGUGGUUAUGUUUGUGUUGUUUAACCAGUCAUUGGCUGCUAUUUUAUGUCAUGAAUUCUAUCAUGAGAAGUUUGAUAAUUAUCCUGCUCACAGGACAGCUUUCAUACCAUAUGUGUUUUAAAGGGCCAUAAUAAAACGUUGUUGCACUUACAGACAAGUAUUUAAAGCUGAGCUAUAGCC